UUUUUAAAAUUUCAAUCGACUCAACUGGCCACAUCUUAUUGGUCGCGCUAUCUCGAACGUCCGAGAAAAAGAAAAGUGGUUUCGUACAAGCUGUAGGACUUGGGGGCUCGAUCAUGAAUCUUUUUCUCCAGCGUGAAAGGCGAAACAUUUCAUUAACGAAUUCAAUAUUUGUCAAAUUGCACUUUUCACGAGUUCACGUUCGAGGGGAAGAUUCGCGAUUGAUUAGCGAAAACAAAAUCAGCUGUUCGAGGCACGUUGGGUCAGCUUAGGUUAGAACGCGGUGCCGCGUGCAUACAUUGCCGUAUCGCUCGCCGAGAGAUCUACAAGCUCGACGGUUUGCCCGGACUCCAAUUGACAAUGCAAGCGAGGCGGCUGACGCUCGCGCUCGGCAAGCAGCUGCACGAGCGUUCACGCCCCGCGGAUAACGCGCUCGCCCAGGCGGCGCGCGGCUACAGCGUGGAUCACGAGAAACGCUGGCAGAAGUGGGUGGAGAAAGAGGAGGAGGCGGUGACGCCAAAAGCCGGGGACGAGCAGUCCAAGAGGAUCUUGUGGUUUCCCACGAGCGCGGCCAAGGAGACCGACUUCUCCCUGAUUAACAUCGGCAAGUGGUACAAACAUCAGCUGGCCACGUACUCCAAGAUCACUCAGCAGUUCCAACCGGAGCGGCACGAUAUACUGGGCGCCGACUUGGCCACCGCUCACUUCCUCGUCAGCCGUGGCGGCCGCAUCAAGUUCCGCGGCCACGAUCACUGGGUGGAGCGCGACGAGAAGGGCGCGUACGACCUGCCCGGCACCUACAACCCGAACUACGUUCUCGAGGAGGCGGACGCCAGCGGGGUGGACCUGUACUACGAGGGCCUGAGCAACCUGUGCGGCCUCACGAGGCUCAGGUGGCUCAGCCUCAAGGGCUGCAGGAACAUCGACGACUGGGGCCUGGACAAGAUCUCGGCAGAGUUUCCCAAGCUGGAGCACUUGGACAUCUCAGAAUGCGAGAGGAUCACCGAGAGGGGACUGGAGUGCCUGUACAGGAUGGCCGGUUUGAAGAAGCUGGUCGUGACGAAUCACCACGGAUCCGUCGCGUUGGAGCUGAGCUGCUUCAUGCUGGAGGACUGCAUACCGGGACUGACCUGCGAGAUUCUCCCGCCCGAGGGGAGACCGAAAGACUAGCGCCGAUAAAAGACUAGAAAUAGUACAGCUUAUAAGACACCACGACGUAUUUAUCAUUAUUUACAAAGUGUUUAAUUGUUACUCGCACAAUCUCAAUCGCUGGGCGCCGCAAGUCGCAAAUGCUCGACAGAAGUACUACUGGACAUAAGCGAAACAACGCGAGCAGUAAAUUUGUACAGAAGUCGUUAACUUUUGUACAAAUAAAGUGUUCUUUAUCUCA
Molecule: messenger RNA, 1387 nt
Organism: Vollenhovia emeryi
Lineage: Eukaryota; Metazoa; Arthropoda; Insecta; Hymenoptera; Formicidae
Product: ATP synthase subunit s-like protein
Exons: 1
Coding region: 358-1167 (269 amino acids)
Source: RefSeq, a predicted model, not a curated record